AUCAUUUGCCGCCACCUCGCCUCCGACGCUUCCGUAAAUAGAGAGGCAGAUUGGAGCCAGAUUUCGUGUGGGGGUGGGGGAUGGAGGGCCCAUUGGGUUGAUGAGUUUCGUGUGCCGUGUACUUGCGCUGGUUGUUGCGUGAUUCGGAGGAGAAAGGACUUUCUGGGCCGAGUUUCUAGUAAUGUGUUUUGGGAGAUUGUCCAGGGAGAGCGACAGUGAGAGAGAGAGUGUUAGGGGGUCGUUGCUGUGCGGGGUCAUCUACAGGUUUGCUGGGCGCUGUUUUGUUGCUGUGCGCGUGUGUGGUAGGGCUGUUCUGGUAAUGCAAUCAUAGAAUAUCCAGGGAACAACAUCUUGUUUACUGCUGCGUAUCGUUCGAGCUCAGCGGGAGUUGGGUAUUAAUCUUGGUGCGUAUUUGUAGGAUCUUGCUCGACUGUCGACUGUUGUGCAUUGUUCAGACAUGGGAACAGCCUAGCGAGGAGUCAUUCUGUAGUUUUUAUAGAGGGGUAAAGAGAGGAACGAAAUUAAAAAAGAUUGAGAAGAAAAAAAUACGAAGGGAGGGGAAGAGGAUAGCCACGGAAGAGGUGAAGUGUUGUGAGAAGUGGGUUCGAAAAGUUGGUGACGGACCUGUGUUGCGUAGGCGCACAGAAUUCCGGACAGUCUUGAUCUUGCCGCACUGCUGAAAGUGGUAUACGUGAGUGCCUUGCUUGCUGGGGAGGAUGAUGUCCUCACCGUCUAAUACGAGCAAGUGGAUGUCGUAUCUGGCUGAAAAUUUGCUGGCGGAGGAGGAGGUUCAGCCUUCUAAUCCGUUUUUCUGGUGCACCACCCAGCAACCCGUUGAGCAAAUCGAUUGCAGUAUCGACAAUGAAUGUUCAAAGGGGGAGUCAGACGUGCCUGAGAAAAGCUGUUCUCGAAAGAGGUCUCGAGAGGAGGGCUCCAGUGGCUCUGGCAAUAAAGCAUGCCGUGAGAAGAUGCGUCGCGACCGCCUCAAUGAUAGGUUCUUGGAUUUAAGUGCGGCAUUGGAACCUGGAAGGCCACCUAAGACUGACAAAGCCACAAUCUUAAGUGAUGCUGUUCGCAUCCUAACUCAGCUUCGUGCUGAGGCUCAAGGGCUUACAGAGUCGAACAAUCAGCUACGAGAAACAAUCAAGGAUUUGAAGAAUGAGAAGAAUGAACUGCGUGAGGAGAAGACUCGACUGAAGGCAGACAAGGAAAGGUUAGAGCAGCAAGUAAAGGCGAUGACUAUUCCCGCCGGAUACAUGCCUCAUCCUGCGGCUUUACAUGCAGCAGUUGCUGCUUUCGCUGCACAGACACAGGCUGCAUCCAAUAAAGCUGCGCAAAUUGCUGGGUAUCCUGGCAUGGCCAUGUGGCAAUGGAUGCCGCCUGCUGCUGUUGACACAUCACAGGAUCAUGUCCUGAGGCCCCCAGUGGCGUAGAGCAAUAUCUUUCAAACUUGUCACCGUUCCUCUCCCAGCCGGUGGUCGAUCUUCUUCCUUUCUUAUAUACACUGUAAUUAGGGGUUGGGUUCAAUAUUCUGGUUUUGGAAACCCGGUGUUUAAAUUUUGACCUCCUCAGCAAACGAGGAAAGGAGCAAAUGCGUGCACUUUGGUCACUGAGCAUCACCAUUUAGAAUGGCACCUGGUGAAUCAUGCGAUCAAGCUGCUAUCUCAUCGGACGUCCCUGUAUUUCACAAUUGAUUUGUCAUUCGAAAGAACGUUGCGUCUUUCCUCUCGGAUCUCUGAAGUGUACAGAAGUUGGGUUUUGGUAAUCCGACCUUUAGGCGGAAGCAAGAGAGACCUGCACGUUGGCAGGGCUGUGAACUACGAUAGAGGUCCUCCCACCUAUUUGGAAUCCCUGCGAUGGGUGAAAGUUUUGGAGGUCCUUACCUCGAGGAGUUGCCUUUCCUUUCCUACCAAAAAACCUCAGGAGUAAAAAAGUGCUUCGAAUUGCCAGAGCCUGACCUGGUCUUUGUAGAUGUCCAGUCUUAAUGAACAUUGUGAAACCUACUUCUCUGUGA
Messenger RNA from Physcomitrium patens, 2014 nucleotides. NCBI's taxonomy places the organism in Eukaryota, Viridiplantae, Streptophyta, Bryopsida, Funariales, Funariaceae. The record is from RefSeq and is a predicted model, not a curated record.